AUGGAGAGAGGCAGCGAACGUGGUGGAUUCGGGCGUGGGUUUGGCCGUGGCGAUCGCGGUGGGCGUGGUCGUGUUGGUCGAGGUGGUGGUGGCCGCCGUGAGGAUGAGCAGAAAUGGGUUCCCGUCACCAAGCUAGGGCGACUUGUAAAGGAAGGGAAGAUCGCUAGUCUCGAGCAGGUGCUUCAAUUUGCCGGGAUUGAGGAUGUCUUCACCUCUUCCCGAGGAUCCACCAAGACUCUUGGCAACUUUGUUAAGGCAACUUUCGAUUGUCUGAUGAAGACCUAUGGGUUUUUUAGUCCAGACUUGUGGAUUGAGACUCGCUUCGCUAAAUCACCAUUCCAGGAAUAUACAGACCUACUUGCGAAGCCAACCAAGGAAAUCCUUGAUGAUGUUGUUGAGAGGGCUGAUGACUAA
Messenger RNA from Dendrobium catenatum, 414 nucleotides. RefSeq names its product 40S ribosomal protein S2-3-like. Gene Ontology annotation, molecular function: structural constituent of ribosome. The transcript has a single exon. The record is from RefSeq and is a predicted model, not a curated record. Gene Ontology annotation, biological process: translation. Lineage: Eukaryota; Viridiplantae; Streptophyta; Magnoliopsida; Asparagales; Orchidaceae. Gene Ontology annotation, cellular component: ribosome. The coding region runs from base 1 to 414 and encodes 137 amino acids.